Pezoporus occidentalis (night parrot) is the source of this 2634-nucleotide messenger RNA. It is a transcript of the gene SLC34A1, whose product is annotated as solute carrier family 34 member 1. Gene Ontology annotation, cellular component: brush border; vesicle; apical plasma membrane. Gene Ontology annotation, biological process: sodium-dependent phosphate transport; intracellular phosphate ion homeostasis. The coding region runs from base 10 to 2619 and encodes 869 amino acids. Lineage: Eukaryota; Metazoa; Chordata; Aves; Psittaciformes; Psittacidae. Gene Ontology annotation, molecular function: sodium:phosphate symporter activity. The record is from RefSeq and is a predicted model, not a curated record. The transcript is spliced from 14 exons.
CUGCAGCUGAUGGGGAUGCUGUGGGGUUACCCAUUAACUGCAGGAAUUUCUGGGGAGGAGGCUACUUCGCUGGAGAGACAUGUGGAUGUGGCAUGUGGACACAGUGCUGCCCUGAGUGCCAGGCCAGCCUCAGCCUCAGCAGGAGCGAUGCUGCCGUACCACAGGGAGAGCCCGGUGCUGCCUCGCUGCCCGGUGCGGGCAGGAAGGGUGAUGCACGGGCCCCAGUUCGCAUACUGCCCCAGCCCCCAAGCCCUGCACCGGCUGCCGGGUGCCCACUCCUGCCCCUUCACUGUGGGAGCGGUGCCUUGCCCUGACCAUGGCUUCCUCUGUCCCGGCUCCCCGGGGCGCCUGCGCGAGGGCCGGGAGCGGUACGAGCUGGACACGCUGCCCUGGCAGGGGCCCCGGCUUGGUCUGGAUGAGCUGCAGAAGCCAGAGCUGGGGUACUGGGCCAGGGUCCAGUCCAUCUGUGUCUCCCUUCUCAAGGUGCCCCUGAUGUUCGGGUUCCUGUACCUCUUCGUGUGCUCCCUGGAUGUUCUCAGCUCUGCCUUCCAGCUGGCUGGAGGCAAGGUGGCAGGAGACAUCUUCAAGGACAACGCCAUCCUCUCCAACCCCGUGGCUGGGCUGGUGGUGGGCAUCCUGGUGACUGUGCUGGUGCAGAGCUCCUCCACCUCCACCUCCAUCAUCGUCAGCAUGGUCUCCUCAGGAUUGCUGGAGGUGCGCUCUGCAAUCCCCAUCAUCAUGGGCUCCAACAUUGGCACCUCCGUCACCAACACCAUUGUGGCCCUCAUGCAGGCUGGUGACCGCAGUGAGUUCAAACGGGCCUUUGCCGGUGCCACGGUGCACGACUGCUUCAACUGGCUGUCAGUGCUGGUGCUGCUGCCGCUGGAGGUGGCGACAGGGUACCUGCACCACGUCACUCGCCUGGUGGUGGCCACCUUCAACAUCCGUAGUGGGAAGGAUGCCCCUGAUCUGCUGAAGAUCAUCACAGAGCCCUUCACCAAGCUCAUCAUCCAGCUGGACAAGUCAGUGAUCACCGGCAUUGCAACGGGGGAUGAGAGCCUGCGCAACCGGAGCCUCAUCCGCAUCUGGUGUGGUCCUGCACAUGUGCAGACAGCUGCUGUGGAGCUUGCUCCCCCCCUGAACUGCACAGGCCCUGGCCACUGCAGCACCAAGGGCCUCGAGAGCCUCCAAAACAUCACCAGGCAGAAGUGUGAGCACCUCUUCACUGACACGCCGCUGCCUGACCUGGCCGUGGGGCUGGUGCUGCUGGCCGGGUCCCUUGUCGUGCUCUGCACAUGCCUCAUCCUCCUGGUCAAACUCCUCAACUCCCUGCUCAAGGGGCAAGUGGCUAAAGCCAUCCAGAAGGUCAUCAACACCGGAGCUACAGGCUGCUCCCAGCUGAUGUGUCCAUGUCUAUGCUUGCGUCCAUGCCCAUGCCCAUGUCAUGGCAGACCUCCCGCACCCGCUCAGCUGGCUCACCGGGUACUUCGCCAUGGUGGUGGGUGCUGGGAUGACCUUUGUGGUGCAGAGCAGCUCUGUCUUCACCUCAGCCAUCACACCCCUGAUAGGCCUAGGGGUGAUCAGCAUCGAGCGCGCCUACCCACUGACCCUGGGCUCCAACAUUGGCACCACCACCACCGCCAUCCUGGCUGCCCUGGCCAGCCCGGGGGACAAGCUGGCAAGCUCCUUCCAGAUCGCCCUCUGCCACUUCUUCUUCAACAUCUCCGGCAUCCUGCUGUGGUACCCCCUGCCCUUCACCCGCCUGCCCAUCCGCAUGGCCAAGGCGCUGGGCGAGCGCACGGCCAAGUACCGCUGGUUUGCCGUGCUGUACCUCAUCAUCUGCUUCCUCCUGCUGCCCUCCCUCAUCUUUGGCAUCUCUAUGGCGGGCUGGCGGGCACUGGUGGGGGUGGGCGCACCCUUCCUCAGCCUCCUGUUCUUCGUGGGGUUGGUGAAUGUGCUGCAGGCACACAGCCCUGGCCGCCUGCCCAAAUGCCUGCAGACCUGGGACUUCCUCCCCACCUGGAUGCACUCAUUGCAGCCCCUGGACCGGCUCAUCACCAGGGCCACCCUCUGCUGCACCGACCGCUGCCGCAGCCCCGAGGGCUGGGAGGAGCGCGAGGGCCCUCCCCGGGACAAGGCCAGGCUGGGGCUGGACAACCCCAUGCUCUCCUACCCCGAGGAGGUGCCCGGCUCCACCGUCCGGAUGGGCUCCCCUCGCCCGCUCCCACACGGAGCCACCCGGCUCUAGCCGGCACCGCUGCUUCCAUGGCUGCCCGGUUUCCUCCAUCCCUUCUCAGCUGGUGUCUAAUAAAUGCUGAGCACCUGCGCCCUGCAUGUGUGUCUCUGGCUCCUGCCUCUGCAAACCCUGUCAGAACCACAGUCAGAGCCACCGGUACCAGACACCCACCAUGCACCCUCCUGUCCGUACACCACCCCUGCACAGCCCAGCCCUGCGUGGUGCCCAGCACACCACACGCUGCACCCAUCACACUGCUGGUGCAAUGGGGACACACACUGACAAAGCCACAACCGAACCCUGCACCUGCAGUUUGCAGCCAGAUUGUACCAAAGUGUCAUGGGCAGCAUCUUCUCUCACCUGCCUCGUCCCCAGAGGGCUGAGAUGGCCGGGUCUAU